Messenger RNA from Monopterus albus (swamp eel), 2282 nucleotides. RefSeq names its product phosphatidylinositol transfer protein, beta (gene pitpnb). Gene Ontology annotation, biological process: phospholipid transport. The transcript is spliced from 11 exons. Gene Ontology annotation, molecular function: phosphatidylinositol binding; phosphatidylinositol transfer activity; phosphatidylcholine binding. Gene Ontology annotation, cellular component: cytoplasm. NCBI's taxonomy places the organism in Eukaryota, Metazoa, Chordata, Actinopteri, Synbranchiformes, Synbranchidae. Bases 8 to 886 code for a protein of 292 amino acids. The record is from RefSeq and is a predicted model, not a curated record.
GCUGCUCAUGACGUCAGCAGUACUUAGGGUGCUGGGCACUAUCUUUAGUCUCGAAAGAAAAGAAACCAAGAUGGUCCUCAUCAAAGAGUACCGUGUGGUUUUACCCUGUAGUGUUGAGGAGUAUCAAGUGGGACAGCUGUUCUCUGUAGCUGAAGCAAGUAAAAAUGAGACGGGUGGUGGUGAGGGCAUUGAGGUACUUAAGAAUGAACCUUAUGAAAAAGAUGGCGAGAAAGGACAAUACACGCACAAAAUCUACCACCUAAAAAGUAAAGUCCCAGGGUUUGUCAGGCUGUUGGCCCCUGAAGGCUCCCUGAUAUUCCAUGAAAAGGCCUGGAAUGCCUACCCCUACUGCAGAACCAUUGUUACGAAUGAGUAUAUGAAAGAUAACUUCUUCAUCAAGAUUGAGACGUGGCACAAACCAGAUCUUGGAACACAAGAAAAUGUGCACAAACUAGACAACUCCACAUGGCAGAAUGUAACUGUUGUGCCCAUUGACAUCGCAGACAGAAGUCAAGUGUCUUCUGUGGACUUCAAGCCUGAGGAGGAUCCCGCCAUUUUCAAGUCAGUUAAGACCGGCAGAGGACCUCUUGGGCCCUCCUGGAAGAAAGAGCUGGCUAGUAAGACUGAUUGCCCAAGAAUGUGUGCCUACAAACUGGUCACAGUCAAGUUCAAGUGGUGGGGCCUACAGACCAGAGUGGAGAACUUCAUCCAUGAGCAAGAGAAGAGGAUCUUUACCAACUUCCACCGCCAGCUCUUCUGUUGGAUUGAUAAGUGGGUGGAGCUCACCAUGGAUGAUAUUCGGCGGAUGGAGGCAGAGACGCAGAAGGAGCUGGAUGAGCUUCGCAAACAGGGUGAAGUAAGAGGAACCAGUGCUGCAGACGAAUGAAAAGGCAAAGGAUUUUAAACACCCACAACGACAGCAGCAAUGGAGAUGAAGAGGAUUCCUUUGGUGCCACUUUUUUACCUUAACUGAAUUAGGCUGUGGAGGAGGGAACGCUGCUCCUUGUAAUCAGUAGAGCAGAUUCCUGACUCGCACCCAAUCACAGACAUUCUAUCCGCCGAGGAAUUGAUUUCUAGAAACCAGCACGAUCCUAGCUGAUAAGACUCUGGUUAAUGUUGAUCUCCUGGGCAGAGAAAGGCCAGCUAUCAGCAUCAUGCUAUUGACAAGACCUAGCCUUGCGGAGAGAGAUGAAGAGGAGCUGCUUCCAGUAGAGAUAAAUUUUUACAAAAGCAAAUUCAUUGGCUUGAUUCUACAGUGGCAGAUGUUGGACCAAACAUUACCUCGGUAUUAUUUGGUUUUGUUUUUGUAACCCUCCAGAACAUUCCUCUUAAAACGAUGCCCUGUCUGACCUCUCUUUGUCUCCUCCUCAGUUUGAACUGUACACACUGUGGCUCAGUGGUUUGCAUUCCCUGGCAUGAGUCUGUCUGUUUGUCAUACUCAUGUUCCUUCCUGCCACAGCCUCCAUUAAGAGAUUACUAACAUCCCUGGCGCCUCUGCCUAUUGUAAUCCUUCCCUCGCCUCCCCACCUUAACCAAAGAACUGCAUCUUAUUAACACUGACAAUCAUGCCCAUACAGGUAUUCACUCUCACUCCUAUACAGAUUUAAUAGUAACCCACACGCAUACAUAGGACACACAUACAUUGCCACAUGAGGAUAAACAUGUGGACUCGCACUCACACACUCACAGGUGUGGAUGCCUUUGCGGUGACUGAUAUCUUAGCCUAAGCUGGGCAGAUCCAUGCAAGCUUGUUCAACUGAAGCACGUUACUUUGGAAGUGUUUACAGCUCUGUGUUUUGUUUUUUUUUUUUUCUUGUUCUUUUUCUCCCCCACACACUCCUCUUUUGAAGACACUCGCACAUACAAAACAUACAACAGUAUACACCGCCCUAACAGAUGUCCCCAGAGAAAAACUGCACUGAAAAACAGCUACAGAUGGUGCUACACCCCUCCAGCCUCUGUCAUAAGCUAAACUGCACAGCACUGCUUACCCCACCUAACCCAGGCCACCCUAGAGGGAUCAUCGCACUCGUCCAAGACACCUUUUCUGCUUCUUUCUAGGUGUGUUUACAUGUUAAAAGGGCCUCGUCAGUGCCUGCUCGACACCAGCACCACACACUGCUCGCCUUCAUCUCUGGACCUUUUAUACCUUUAUAUCUGUUGUACCUCUGCUCUCAGCUGUUAACCUAACUCAUUUCUGACUGGCAGUGUUCUCAACACCUAAAGGUUAGCUUUAGCUAUUAGCUGCUGCUUGUCGGGAGUAAAUCAUGACACAUAGAGCU